CACACACACACACGCUCCACACUACUCCGCGCUCCCGCACUGUCGCUCUGUUCAGGGUGGAGCAGGCAGCCUCCGCCUCCGCCUCGGCGUCAGCGUGCUGCGGGAAGUCGCUCGCUCGCUCGGUCGCGGGGAAUGGUGGUCGGCGGGUGAAGCUUCUCUCCGGUCAGGAGACAUGGAGGACUCGGAGAGCAACGCGGAUGACGGACUGCUGGCCACCUGGAGAUGGAGCCGCAACGCGCGGGAGCAGGUACAGCUGAAGCAGAAGAUCAGAGACCUGCCCGGUUUACUGAAGCACGGCUUGCAUUUGAGAAAGAAGAGCCAGUCACCUGACACUGUCCCCGGACCCAGCGCUGGCGUCCACACCAAGUCCAAGCAGUCAUGCUCUCAGAGUUUUCCGUGUGCAGGCCGCGCACUGAGAAAUGCAUUUCUGUCCCAUGGCCCGUAUCCAGCCAAAGACAAGAUCCACUUGGCGCGGAUCAUCAGGAGGAGUUAUGUUGGUGUGGAGCUGGUGCAGUGGCUGCUGGAGCAGUGUGUGUUUGUCCAGUGCAGGAUGAUGGCAGCGCGGGUUUGGCAGGUGCUGCUGGAGCUCGGCAUCCUGCACUCAGUGGACCAGCGUGUGGUGUUUGAAGACUCCAACACCUACUACCAGUUCUCAUUCGAGGAGUGCGACACGCAGGGCUGUGAGUUUCGCUCGGAGGAGGAGUGGCAGAACGGAGUCCGACUGCUGAUGCAGCUCGUCCCCUACGUCCAGUUCAGGGUGGUCAGUCCUCCCGAAGAGGAUCCCGAAGGAAAGCGGGAUAUCUGCGGAGAAAUUCUGCAGAUGAAAGCUUUGGAAAGGCUUACGUCCACGGUACAAAACGAGCUAGCUGCCGCACUGGCGAGGAAGGCACGCAAAUCGAUGUCUGAGGAUGACAGUUCUGAGACAGGAGAAAGUUCAACACAAGAAGCGCAGAAACCAGCCGAAGACAAAGCCAAGCAGGGUGGUGUGUGUGCGCUGAGGUCCCCAGAUGAGUUUUCACGCUUGGAGAUGGUGCAGAGGCUGGCCAAGGACGGGUGCCGCUUCCUCCAGAACCAGAACUACAGACUACCUGAACGCUCAGCACAGGCUCAGGGUGAAGGAGCGGUGCGGGUGUGUCUGAAGGAGAGGGGUCAGGAUGUGCUGGUGCUCCAGAGAGUGGCGUCUGAUCGAGCAUCGCCUCAAACAGCGGGAGGAGUCAAAGAAGACGACGGCGAUAGGAGGUACGUUGUGGUGUCCGGGACACCUCAUAAGAUCCUGGAGCACCUGCUGAGUGACCUGAGGCUGGACGAACACCAGGGGGCGACGGAGGGCAAAGAAGCCGAGAUGCUGCUGGACGACUUUUUGCUCACUUAUCUCGUCUUCAUGUCCACCAACGACCUCUGCCAGGCGCUGCUCGGACAUUACUGCACUAAGCGCUGCCGUGGUAAGGAAGAAGGAAAGGAGGCCCUCUACAGGAAGAGGAAAGUCCUGCACCUUGUGUCCCAGUGGAGUUCUCUGUAUAAAGAUUUCCUGCGGGAGGAGGAGCACGUCAAACUCUUCAUGAAGACACUGUACCGCUACGUGCUGGAGGACGUCUACGAGUUCCCCACACUGGAGAAGGACCUGAAGGAGUUCCAGAAACUUCUGCGCCGCAGACACACUGUGGAUGAUUAUUCACCUCACCAAAAGAACAAAGCCCUUUUCCAGCAGCUGAGUCUGAGAGAGAACGGCGUCCAGCUCCGCGGAGCUCACAGUGACCACCGAGAAGUGAUGUGUCAUGUGUACGUGAGCUCAGACUCCUAUCUGAGUGUGAGAGUGAGGACGACAGUAGUGGCUCAGGAGCUCCUACAUGUUGCGGCUCAGAGGAUGGAGAAACCUAUAGAGGACAUGGUGCUGGUGGCCCAGACCUACAGCGGAGAAAAACGCGUCCUUCAGCCUCACGACUGCAUUUUCUCCGAGUCUCUGGCUCUUCCUGGGAGACUGAUGGCCUGCUGGAGAGACCUGAAUGAGAUUCUGCCUCCUUUAACGGACUGCGUGGAACUGGCACAGCGGGCGUCACGUCUCCUCGGCAUCAACACGUGGGACGUUUCCGUGGCGCUCACCAACCUCGACUGGAGCCUCUUCAACUCUGUACACGAGCAAGAGCUGGUGUACUACACCUUCAGCCGGCAGGCGAGCAGUGGCCACACGGUGGCGCUGGAGCAGCUCCUGCAGCGCUGUAACGAGGUUCAGCAGUGGGUCAUGUCCGAGGUCCUGCUGUGUCCUUCGCUCGGAAAACGAGUCCAGCUGCUCAAGAAGUUCAUCAAAAUCGCUGCACACUGUAAAGCACAAAGGAAUUUGAAUUCCUCCUUUGCCAUCAUUAUGGGCCUAAACACAGCAGCAGUCAGUCGACUCAAUCAGACCUGGGAGAAAGUUCCUGGCAAAUUCAAGAAGCUUUUCUCCGAACUCGAGUUGUUAACUGACCCGUCUCUAAACCACAAAGCCUACAGAGACGCCUUCAGGAAGAUGAAGCCGCCUAAAAUCCCCUUCAUGCCCCUGCUGCUUAAAGACAUUACUUUCAUUCAUGAGGGAAACAAAACAUUUCAUGAUAAUCUCGUCAACUUCGAGAAACUGCACAUGAUUGCAGACACCGUCCGUCUCAUACGUCACUGUCAGACUGAGCAAACCGGAAGUGAAGUUGCCCCGAGCGACAGCGUGGACGUGAGAUCCAGCGUGCACUACCUUCACAUUAUCGACAAUCAGCAGACUCUGUUCGAGCUGUCGCACAGACUGGAGCCGCGAGCGUAACAUCACCACCUGCUGGAUGUUCACCAGAAAUGCAGCAGCGUCUCUCUCUCUCCCUCUUCUCCUUCUCACCGUGACACUACGUCGUUUCUCUCGUUCCUUGUAAAGCCGAUUCUCACCGAGGGAUCAUGUCCAAUUCCUCAGCACUGACUGAACAAAAACUCUCUCGCAUUUUAGUGGCAUGCUCGUUUGACUAUACUCGUCUGACCACUAGAUGGAGAGGUUGAGCCUCUUCAUGAAAUACCAAUAGGAGUCAGAUUAGGAUCCUGUGGUGUUUAUGAUGCUUUUAUUGUCUCUGCCGAGUCACUAGUCGAUAGUCGCAGUGUGGACGAGCCACGUCAGACGUAUGAAGAUUUUUGAAGUCACUACUUUUUUUCAAUGUUCUAUAUCACGUCUCCACACCGGAGCGUACUGUGCUGUUCUUCUAUGUGUGUGUCAACUAUAUUACAGUUGAGACGUAAUAUCGGGACACGACCCAGACGUUUGAGACGUCACACGCGCUUUCAGGGACACGCCUGAGAUCCAGGCCUCGAUACUGGGUGAAAAAGCAGGACAGAGACGAGCACAUGCUACGUCUGGCCCCAGAGUUGUCAAACCCAGACUUUGUCAUUCUGAAUAUCGUCAGUCAUCGUGAUAUUUGUUCGAACCUUUCCAGCGGAAGCGGUUUUAGACCCAGCUUCCUUAACACAGUAUUAUUAUCGGAUACAUGGUUCUGUUUUGUUUUAUUUUCUGUGCAAUGCUUCAGACUCCUGAUGCGGUUGUUAACAGAGUGCAGUGUUCGCUUCGUGCUUCACAUGAGCCAUCAGGUUUACUUUCACUGAUGCCACAUUGGACCGGAUCGAUUUUAAGCAACUUACAUUUCGUUUUCGUUUCGGUUUUCGUUUCGCUGCAUGCGUGCACAUAAUGUAUUGCACUUAUUAAAUCUUUGUUUAUACAGUAAUGUGUAAUAUUGUAUAUUAAGUUAUAUAAAUGUACAUGUUUAUCGUGAGGCAUCUGCAUACAUAUUUGAUUUUUUGUGCCAAAUAUUAUUAUUAUUAUUAUUAUUAUGGGAGAGUGAUUUAAUAUUUAACAUUAAAAAAUUGUGAAACCUUAGCCUUAUGUGCAGCUAUUAGAUCUUGCUCCAGACAUUCAUUAUAUGUAUAUAUAUAUAUAUAUAUAUAUAUAUAUAUAUAUAUAUAUAUAUACAUAUAUACACACACACGCACGCACUUAUAUUUUCCUUCUGGCUUAAUGGCGAGUCCAUUUGACUCAUUUUUCCAUUUGGACUCACUCAUAAAGGGAUCAUUAACAAUAUUUCAAUUCAACACUUUUAAAAGGAAUAUAAUUUUGAAAACAGAAUUAAAUAAAAAAAUAAAUAAAGCCAUUAAUCUUUUGCAGUAUUUUUGGCUCGAUUAAAUAAACACUGCACAUUUCUUACUGACAUUUUUAUGGUGUUAGAGGACUGAGGCAUUGUUAUUAUAAUUAUUUAUUAUUAUUAUUAUUAUUAUUAUUAUUAUUAUUAUUAUUAUUAUUAUUUAUGUUUGACGAAGGAUGAUACCAGUGCAGAACAUCAUUUGUACAAAUCUCCUGUUGUAUAUAUAUAUAUCUAUAUAUAACUAUACUGUAAUAUUUUAAUAUGCUAGACUGUAUGUUUUUUUUGCAGUAACCUGGUCAGAAGAGGUCACUCCACUCAUCAAGUGUUGGGGGAAAAAAAUCUCUUUUAGAGGCUUAUUGUAUUUUGUUGCUGUUGAAUUUUUUCACACCAUGUCAGCUGGUUUGCAUGUGGUAAACACACCGACACGACAAACACACACACACACACACGAAGAUGAAAACCGCAAUCGUACAUAGGAAUAGAUAUGCUCUGUAUUAUUUAUGUAUCGAAAAACGCAAAAUGCAAAGCAAUAUGGUUACCUUUUGUGUGUUUUCCCUUUUCCGUUGCUAUAGAAACCACAUACAACUUUUCUAUAAUAUGCAUUUUUACAGCAAAUGAGUGAAUAAAACAUUUAUGUAAUAUCAA
Hemibagrus wyckioides is the source of this 4781-nucleotide messenger RNA. RefSeq names its product Rap guanine nucleotide exchange factor (GEF) 5a (gene rapgef5a). Gene Ontology annotation, molecular function: guanyl-nucleotide exchange factor activity. Bases 173 to 2785 code for a protein of 870 amino acids. Gene Ontology annotation, cellular component: plasma membrane. The transcript is spliced from 26 exons. Gene Ontology annotation, biological process: positive regulation of GTPase activity; Ras protein signal transduction. The record is from RefSeq and is a predicted model, not a curated record. NCBI's taxonomy places the organism in Eukaryota, Metazoa, Chordata, Actinopteri, Siluriformes, Bagridae.